UUUGAGCAACAUGGUUUCAGACAAAUUUUAUCUAUUUGGCAUCGGCAAGAACAACUCUAAUAAACUCCCAGGGAAAAGCGAAUGGAAGAUAUUUAACGACACGAACAGUUCCUCUUCAAACUCCACAUCAUCCAACAGACCGCCCCAUGAUGACUGGGCUAACACACUGAAAUGUAAACACGCUAGUUACAGUUCCAUCGGCUCUUCAGCCUCCUCCUGUUCAUCUAUAAAGAUUCCCUCAAACAACGAGUACUACGUACUCCACAAACGAGCCUACAAGCAAGAGGUCCAGGCUAACAAAGAGAACAAGACCCGUUUCCCUACCACCACUGGUCUUGAUACCGGAUUCGACUUCAGAAAUAAUAACAGAGAUACAAACACUCGAGCCAGAAGCAAAACAACCAGUUCAGCGCACGCCUCUAAUACAUCCUCCACAUCCUCCACCCUGAAAACAGGCUUCCAAACGAGUUACGUGCCGUACAAUUCAUCAGACAAGAGGACUCCACUCGACAAAUUCAAAGCCAAUCAAGGAGACGUACUUAUGGACUGGGUUGCUAAAAUGGACCCAUGAAUACCCACACACUAACGCGUGGCUUCUCACGCGUGACGUCACGUGAUAUGAGAUGUAUUCGUGACGUCAUGUUGUGAGGGUCGUGAUGUGAUGUUCCAGGCAAAGGUUUCAGUUACGUAAAACACGUCGGCUCAGACGCAGCCACCAAAUGAAAAGACUUGAUUGACACAGAGGACUUUGUAUUUACUAUGUGCAGCCUGCCGUUGUUUUUUUUUUUCGUACGUUUAAUUCUCGUGAUGAGGAAACUGUAAGUACAUAGAUUGCUGAGUUGUAAGCAGUGAAUGUUGGGCCGCAUAUUUAAGUGCAUUAACAGGCUGAUUUUAAGAUAUGUUUUAUGAAUAUUAUUAUCAUGGUGAUAAAAUCAUCCCAAAUUGAAUUUGAGAUGAGACAAAAAAUUCUUUGACCGUUUUGUAUAUCAGUGAUUAUCAAAGCUAGGUAUUUCAGCCAACUUCCAAAAAAAUCACAUCGAUAUUUUCUUUGAUUAUCGUUUCCGGAUCAUCAAAGGAUGAUCAGAUCCCUUUUUGGCUGGAAUAGCUAGGCUUAAUCCGUGCACCAAGUGCCACGAGUUUAAUUAUUUAGACUAUUAUGUCUUCGACGUAUUUACUCGUCACGCUCUCAGUUCGUCUUCCGACCUCAAAUUUUGCAGAUCUUGCAGACGCGGGUUAUAAAAAGUUUUCUCACUUUAAUUUGGGGUAGAUUCCUAAAAAUCUGCCCCAAAAACUAAAAGUAAUAAUAAAAUGACACUGUGUUGAACUGGGAGCUGGUCGAGUAUAUUAAAUCUGCGUGAAGCCGUAGUACAUACAUAUAACAUUACACUGGAUCGAGCUUACACAGUGUAAUUUCCUCCAGUCUGCGCCGCGCGCCUAUAUGAACGUAUGCGGCGCAGACUGGAGGAAAUUACACUGUGUAAGCUCGCUCCAGUGUAAUGUAUUAUGUAUGAACCACGGCGUAAAGUGGGUACAGAGCGUUAUGGGGAGGGGGAUUACCAUCGUAAUCUUCCACUUUUCUAUUAAUAAAUGUUCUAUUCGAUAAUCAUUUGUGAGCUGAGAAAGUAAAAACUUUUAAUGUAAAACUUCAUUUUUAAGUGCUCAGUUUGAAGACGUUGAUUUUUGUGUUAAUGGCAUUUGGCAUCCCGAUUUUUUACGAUUUCACUAAGAUAAUGAUUUGAGGAUUAAGAUUAAAAUUCACGUUUGUGUCUGUAAUUUCUCAGUCUCACAUUUUGAUUACAACAACAGUAAAGGGCAACUUUUUGAGAAUGUUUUUGGAUAUGGUUGGGGAAAUAAAAAUCGACCUUGCUUGGUCCCUGAAUUUUUGAUGCGAAUUUUCUAUGUUUAAUGGGAAGUUAAAACGUUUUCGAUAUGAUGAGACUUGAUGAUUAUUCGGCCGGCAGUCGUUGUGUUGUAUUUCGAUUUUUAAUCUUUUACCGUGCGAGCUUAUUGUGACUGAGUCAGUAAGAUUAUAAUUGGCUAAUUGAUGCUAAUUGAUCAGUUGAUAAUAUGCUUAUCGGCCAUAAUUGAAUGCUUGGUUUAACGUGCGAUGAUGUGUUUCUAUUUCGAAAUAAAAGUUUAUACAUUUUGGAGAAAAGGAUUUGUUUGAUUAACACAGUUUAUUAUUGAAAAGAUGUUAAAGCUUUUUCAGCACUGUUUUCACAUUUUGCUGUGACUUUGAGAUUUAAUUAAACAAAUAUUAAAUAUUAUUUAAAUUUAAGAUGACAUUUUACAUUUAACAUAAUAUUGUUGGAAUUUGAUUUCUGAUGACAUUUGGUAGAAAUAA
Bolinopsis microptera is the source of this 2344-nucleotide messenger RNA. RefSeq lists its product as uncharacterized. NCBI's taxonomy places the organism in Eukaryota, Metazoa, Ctenophora, Tentaculata, Lobata, Bolinopsidae. The record is from RefSeq and is a predicted model, not a curated record. The transcript has 5 exons. Bases 11 to 571 code for a protein of 186 amino acids.